This is a messenger RNA of Glycine soja, 2679 nucleotides long. Its product is annotated as phosphate transporter PHO1 homolog 3-like. Gene Ontology annotation, molecular function: inositol hexakisphosphate binding. Gene Ontology annotation, cellular component: plasma membrane; cytoplasm; trans-Golgi network. The transcript is spliced from 13 exons. The coding region runs from base 115 to 2475 and encodes 786 amino acids. Lineage: Eukaryota; Viridiplantae; Streptophyta; Magnoliopsida; Fabales; Fabaceae. The record is from RefSeq and is a predicted model, not a curated record. Gene Ontology annotation, biological process: cellular response to phosphate starvation; phosphate ion transport.
CUCUAUUGAUUAUAUCAAAGGAGUUUCUAUAGUUUCUGCUCUAAUUCAUUAUUACCCUUUCUAGUCUCUACAUUACAUCUUUGGUGCAACCAACAUAAUUAAAGGCCACAAAAAAUGAAGUUUGGGAAAGAAUACACAUCCCAAAUGGUGCCAGAAUGGCAAGAAGCAUACAUGGAUUACAAUUUUCUAAAAUCCCUUUUGAAAGAAAUCCAACGCUUCAAGCUUAGGAACAAGCCUUCUCUCACCCCAAGUGGCCUAAGAAGAAAGCUAACACUAUAUAGAGCCUUCAGUGGCCUCACACAAACACACUACACUGUUUCUCACAGUCCCUCUCAUCAGGAGCAAGAUAUUGAGAGCCAACCCAUCAUAGUGAACCGUGACGGCUCUGAAAAUAAGUAUGAAACUACGUUCCUUAUGACCUCAGAAGAAGGUGGAGAAUACGAGUUGGUGUACUUCAAGAGGCUCGAUGAUGAAUUCAACAAAGUGGACAAGUUUUACAAGUCAAAAGUGGAGGAAGUGAUGAAGGAAGCUGCAAUGCUCAACAAGCAAAUGGAUGCUUUGAUAGCUUUCAGGAUCAAGGUUGAGAAGCCAAGUUUGUUGUUAUUUGAUCAUUCUGUGGAGAUGACUCGUCUUGCUUCUGAUGUUGCUUCUUCAUCUGCAGUGUUGGCAGUUUCCACACCCAAAGGGGCCAAAUUGAACAGAAAUGUUUCCAUGGCCAUGGAAAUGAUCGAAGAGAGCAACAGUCAUAAUGAACAAUCAGAUAAUCAAGAACAUGUAAAACCAAAAGUUGAGGCAGAGAAGCCAAAGAAUACCAGGGUGACUAGACCAGCCCCUUUGGAAAUACUUGAUCGAGUGCAUUUCAACCACAACUAUGAAACUCCACGUUCAACUAUAAAAGGUGUUCUCAAUUUCCAUAGCAAUACAGAACUAGUUAAUUUCAGCAGAAAAAAUCUGAACAAAGUUGAGGAACAACUUAAAAGGACAUUCAUUGAAUUCUACCGCAAGCUUAGGCUUCUAAAAAGCUAUAGCUUUCUAAAUAUCUUGGCUUUUUCAAAGAUAAUGAAGAAAUAUGAUAAGAUCACAUCAAGAGAUGGAGCAAAAGCUUAUAUGGAAAUGGUGGACAACUCCUACCUUGGAAGCUCUGAUGUGGUGACAAAACUUAUGGAUAGGGUUGAAAAAACAUUCACUAAGCACUUUUACAACUCGAAUCGUAAUAAAGCCAUGCGUAUCUUAAGACCAAACACAAAGAGAGAAAGACAUAGAGUUACAUUUUCAAUGGGUUUCUUCGCCGGAUGCACAACAGCUCUAGUGUUAGCCCUUAUUCUAAUCAUUCGUACUCGUAACAUAUUCGACAACUCAGAAACUACCAAGUACAUGGAAACCUUGUUCCCACUGCACAGUCUGUAUGGAUUCAUAGUUCUACACUUGUUGAUGUAUGCUGCAAAUGUAUACUUCUGGAGGCAAUAUAGAGUGAAUCACUCAUUCAUAUUUGGUUUUAAGAGAGGCACUGGCUUGGGAUACAAUGAAGUCCUUCUUCUCGGUUUUGGCCUAGCAGUUUUCGCACUCGGCAGUGUGCUUGCAAACCUAGACAUGCAGAUAGAUCCAGAGACAAAAGAUUACAAAACAUUGACAGAACUUAUUCCACUCAUUUUGCUUCUUGUUGUGAUUGCUAUUUUAUUGUGCCCCUUAAACAUCAUAUAUCGGUCAAGCAGGGUUUUCUUCCUCAUAUGCUUGUUUCACUGCAUAUGUGCUCCUCUUUACAAGGUCUCAUUCCCGGAUUUCUUCUUGGCAGAUCAAUUUACUAGUCAGGUGCAAGCCUUGAGAAGUUUUGAGUUCUACAUUUGUUACUACUGCGGGGGGGAUUUCAAACAAAGAGAAAACACUUGCAACUCUAACAGUGUAUUCAUAACUUUUUCAUUCAUCGUUGCUGUUAUUCCCUACUGGUGUCGUUUCCUCCAGUGUCUUAGGCGUCUGUUCGAAGAGAAAGAUCCAAUGCAAGGAUAUAACGGAUUGAAAUAUUUCCUCACAAUUAUUGCUGUUUGCCUAAGGACAGCCUAUAGUCUUAACAAUUCAAUGGUGUGGAUGGUGCUGGCAAUGAUUUUCUCAAUAUUUGCAGCAGUUGCUUCUACAUAUUGGGACCUUGUAAUUGACUGGGGCCUUUUGCAAGGGCAUUCCAAGAAUCGUUGGUUGAGAGACAAACUUGCAAUCCCUCAUAAAAGUGUAUAUUUUAUAGCAAUGGUCCUUAAUGUCUUGCUGAGAUUUGCCUGGUUGCAGACAGUUUUGAAUUUUAAGUUUACCUUCUUUCACAAACAAGCCAUGAGUAGCAUCGUUGCGUGUCUAGAGAUCAUUCGUCGUGGCAUAUGGAACUUCUUGAGAGUGGAGAAUGAGCACUUGACUAAUGUUGGCAAGUUCCGUGCAUUCAAGUCCGUGCCUCUCCCUUUCAAUUACGAUGAAGAUGAAGAUAAAGAUGAUUGACGUGAUACUAGGCUUGAUCUAACAACAUAGCUAGAACAUGGAUUUAUAGUUUGGUUUCCUCUUUACUUUUUUUUUAGUACACUUUGUUUAUUCUUUUCUUCUUUCUUUCAUAUGUUGAGAAUUCAAGAGUAAAUAACUUCUUUAAUUUUUAUCUUAACAAGUGCAUUUCAUUAGAGCCUGAAAAGUGAAAAUAAAGGCAGUGUG